Molecule: messenger RNA, 5777 nt
Organism: Erpetoichthys calabaricus (reedfish)
Lineage: Eukaryota; Metazoa; Chordata; Cladistia; Polypteriformes; Polypteridae
Product: flotillin-2a
Exons: 11
Coding region: 170-1456 (428 amino acids)
Biological process (GO): regulation of myoblast differentiation; protein localization to plasma membrane
Cellular component (GO): plasma membrane
Source: RefSeq, a predicted model, not a curated record
GAGGUGGGCAUUGGUAGUAACUGUUGUUUGUGUUGCAUAGAGGGGCGGUGGCAGAAGGAGGAGUCGAAGUGGAGGUCGACGACAUUGUGGCUUUUAAGGAUUGGGGUUGAGAAAAUCCAAAAGUGAGAGUUGUUGCGAAAAACAGAAAAUACGGUUAUCAUUUGUAAGAAUGGGAAACUGUAACACCGUUGGACCUAACGAAGCCCUCGUUGUCUCAGGUGGCUGUUGUGGCUCAGAUCAGAAGGUAUAUGUAGUAGGGGGAUGGGCCUGGUCGUGGUGGUUCAUUUCCGAUGCACAGAGAGUCUCUCUGGAGGUUAUGACCGUCCUCUGUCGCUGUGAGAAUAUCGAAACUUUGGAGGGUGUCCCCUUGGGUGUGACGGGGGUCGCUCAGGUUAAAGUAAUGACUGAAAAAGAGCUCCUUGCAGUUGCUUGUGAGCAGUUUUUAGGGAAAAGUGUUCAAGAAAUCAAAAAUGUUGUGCUGCAAACUCUGGAAGGUCAUCUUCGCUCGAUUCUAGGCACUCUGACUGUUGAGCAGAUUUACCAAGACAGAGAUCAGUUUGCAAAGCUAGUGCGGGAAGUGGCAGCCCCGGAUGUUGGACGUAUGGGCAUUGAGAUUCUUAGCUUUACCAUAAAGGAUGUCUAUGAUAAAGUGGAAUACCUGAGUUCUUUGGGGAAGACACAGACUGCUGCAGUUCAGAAAGAUGCUGACAUUGGUGUUGCAGAAGCAGACAGGGAUGCUGGAAUUAAGGAAGCAGAAUGUAAAAAGGAGAUGAUGGACAUCAAAUUUCUGGCCGACACUAAAAUGGCAGAUUCCAAACGAGAACUGGAAAUGCAAAAAGCUUCUUUUAACCAAGAAGUGAACACAAAGAAAGCGGAGGCACAGCUAGCUUAUGAACUGCAAGCUGCCAAAGAGCAACAGAAAAUUCGGCUAGAAGAAAUUGAAAUUGAGGUGGUACAGAGAAAAAAGCAAAUUACUAUUGAGGAGAAGGAAAUUCUCAGAACAGAGAAGGAGUUGAUAUCUAUAGUGAAGAGGCCUGCAGAAGCUGAAGCCUACAAAAUGCAGCAGCUGGCUGAAGGAGAUAAAAUUAAAAAGGUGCUAACAGCACAGGCAGAAGCAGAGAAGAUUAAGCUAAUUGGAGAAGCAGAAGCCAUCUCCAUUGAGUCUGUUGGAUUAGCAGAAGCUGAGAAGAUGAAACUGAAGGCUGCGGCUUAUCAACAAUAUGGAGAUGCAGCCAAGACUGCCUUAGUUUUAGAAGCGCUGCCCAAGAUUGCCAGUGAAGUUUCAGCACCGCUUUCCAAAAUUAAUGAAAUUGUGAUCCUGAGUGGCGACAGCAGUCGUGUCACUGGUGAAGUGAACCGUUUACUGGCAGAGCUGCCUGUUUCAGUCCAUGCGCUGACAGGGGUUGACUUAUCAAAGAUUCCUUUGCUCCAGAAAGUGACCAAUCCACAGGCAUGAAAUGAAAACGUCCGAGUCUCCUGAAGUACCACUUUUAUUAUGCACUGUAACAUCGACUGCCUUCAAAAACUUGAAAAGGACUUUUGUUUUAUUUUGUUUUGUUUUUUAUUCUACAGACAAGUGGAUAUUUACUUUGUUAAAACCUCUGGUGCCUUAACUUCUAGGACCAGAACAUAUGCAUGCAGCACCUCUGUCUCAGAAUUUUUUUUAAAAUAAUUAAUUUUAGUCUUGGUUUAAAUGUGUAGGGUGCAUCUUGUGACUGACAUCCAGAAGGGCAAUAUGUCCUGAUGUACACCUUAGAGAUUGUGCUUAUUCGUGUUUUCUCGUCUUGUCAGUCUGCCAACAGAAGACCUGUUACCAAGUGGGAGACUGGCGGCGGGCUUAUGCUCUGUGGAUUGUUGUAAAGUGGUUUAAUUCAGGAAGUGGACAGCCUGAUAUGAGCUGAGAAUCUAGGCUUUGAUCGUCUUGAAAACGUCUUGGAGGAGACCGGUCCAUAUGGCAGUUUGACUUUCACUGCACGUGGUUUAUACAGAAAUGUUAGGAUGGAAUAGCUUUACAUAUCUUCAAUGAAAACAGAGUAAGGGGAACAAAAUCUCAGCUGCUGAAAUAAACAGAAAUACUUACUUAUCUUUCUGCUGAGUGAUUAUAAAAAAUAUAGCCAUAGCCACAAUGUUUGCAAUGGCUGUAUAGUGACCUAAAUAAAUGUAGGUAAGCACUAUCCCGGACACAGUGAUGUUUAUUAUGAAAUUACCUAGUUAUGGAAGAGUUCAGCUGUAUACUAAGAUCCUUGGUGUGUUUUCUUCCUUUUUAAUCCAAUACUUGCGUCAUUUGGGCAUUAUAAGUUCAAUAGGAACUUUUUUGGGGGUUUGUUUGUCCAGACAGAAGUAAAGCAGUGCCUUCUGCGCCAUGUGCCACCUGGUGGAGUGUAAAGGCAUCACAGCCUGCUUUCACUUGCCGCUUCACACUCACUGCAGGGUUAGAAGAAAACCUGCAUUUAUGCUCUGUUUCAUCCGUCAUUCUUUUGUGUAUUUCGAAAUGAGUACAAUCGUAAAACAACACUAUAAAGACUUUAAAAUGUGGGCCCCAAGGGCAUGCUGACUUUUAACCUGCCAGGAACUUUGAAUCAGGUAUACAGUAGCGGACUUUUAGAAAAAGAAAAUGUAAGGAUCUCGUUACAGGCCUUUGUUUAGAUGCGCUGUUAAAGGCCACGAUUGUAUUUGUGUGUGCGCGCUUUAUUUUUUUUGGUUAAAAUGUUACUUUAGUUUGUUCUUUGGUGAAAUUAGUUUCUUUUAACUUGUGACAAGGCCAAAGGAAAUCACUUUUCAUGUGUGGAUGUUUCUGUAUCAUUAGACAUCCAGUCGGUGCUGCAAAGCUACCAAAAUGAGGCCUGGCGCUACUCGGGUUUGUGUUUUGAGAGGCGGGGCUGCAGUGCGCCUGUAAAUCCAAACUCCUCCCACAGCCCGCCCUGCUGUGGAGCAGCUCCCUCCAUUCAUGUCAGCUGUGCUUGAGCGACACGCCAUGUACAAUUCCUCUUGAUUCAGAACUGAGUUGUAGUUUGAUUUAUUUUUUUUCUGCUCACAGCAUACUAUUAAUCAAAUGCAUUACAGAUCUGAAAAUUGUUUUUGUAUUAUUACUGAUAUGGGGAGCUGCUGCCUACACAUUUUCAAAGUGUGGUUGUAUGUGGAAUUAUAUCUGGGGAGAAUCGAUGGCCUUUAAUGUGAACUGAUUUAUUGUUGAAGCUCUAAUAUAGCUAACGUUUUUUUUAUUUUGCAUAUACUGUAGAAGUAAGCUUUAACCCUCUGGAAAUUAACUUUUUACUCAUCCUUUUAAAAUUUUAAAUAGGAGGCAUUUAUACUUGUAGAGCGUGUAUCGUCAGCAAUCCGUGUAGUGUCACUAUAGAAAUAUAUAUUGAGCUGUGAAACAAUUAGCUUUGAAUUGAUUUUUCUUGUCACUCUUCAAUCUUUUUACACUUGUAUGCUGGAUUUGUUCAAAGGCUGUGAAUAGUUUGACGUAUAGCAUGAAUGAUUUCUGUAGGAUUACGGCUUUUGCUUUAGCCCAGAACAAUUUCAUGAAGCAUUUGAAGGGCAACACAAACGCGGAUCAGCGAGCGGUCCACGGUGAGUUUGUCGCAGGCUGGACCACCAUUUACCCCUGUGAGACCCCAAUCUUAGUCUGACAGGACUUAGAAUUUACUGAAGGGUGGGGGUCAGCGAGCUGCACAGACACACCUCUGAUCGCUUUUACUGGAAGCUGAUCCCUAGCAGUCGUGUUUUGUUUUUUUUUUUAUCUAUCAGAUUUCUCUUUUGUCCUUUUAUAAUAACUGUAUUUUUUUUAACAAUGUAAAAUGGAACUAUCAUUCAUAUUGUUGAAGUCCACAUAUGUAUUAUUAUAGACCUGCAUGUCUCUUAUUUUAUUUUUUUAUUGCUGUGAUUGUUUCGAUGCUGUGAGGCAGCCUGUUCUAUACUGCAUUUGUAAUUUUUUUUUUUUUUGGAUAAUUCAUAUCAAUUCUCCUUUAUCUACUGUUGUUGCUGGCACAUCCUGAAACAGAAACACGCAGUGACAAAAUCUGAAACCUGUGCCUCUAUUGCUGUGAUUUGCGGGUUAGUUCAGUUUAUGCUGUCAGCACUUUAAACUCUUCAAAUUAUUAUGCAAAGCCUGUGCAAACUCAACAGAUUUGGAAAGCAGACCGGCGAGCCGCUGUAGUGAUGUGCUGCUCCUGCUGCCCCCUGACAGUGACUGGAAAACGUCUGACCGGUAGGAGGAGUCCUGUUUACGAGAGCAGCUGCUUCUUCUUCUUCUUCUUCUUCAUUGAAGUGGUAUUUGACCAGCAGCACCUCACUCCCCAGAUUUUGUAACAUAACUAAAUGUGCUGGCAAUCCGAAAUGUUACCUUUUUUUUUUUAAACAGUUCAUAUGGGACAGUUGUAAAUCACACUUUGAUUUGUUUCAAUAUUUACCAAGUAAACUGUUCUGGACUUCCUGUUAACCAGUGUCAGGGCUGGCUCUAUCGGUGUCCUUUUUAUAAUGCAUAUUGAUCAGCCUUUGGAUCUGUUUUGAUAUCAAGCUUCUCAGGACUCAGAACUACGUCUCUGUUACAAUUCGAUGUGUACCUUUAGAUGUCUGUAGCCAUCCUCUUUGAAUUACUAGAAGACUCGACCGCGGUAGUUUCAUUUAGUAGUGCAGUGGCGUGGGUCACGGUGUAGUACCCGUCGCGCAUCAUCCACAUCGUAGCUCGCAGUGCACGAGGAGUGUGCCCCCUGAAGUGUGCCGAGCUCGGCGAAUGUAUCCUGCCGCUGGUUUUCUUGGACGAGACUUGGCAGCAGUUUGGUUUUUUUCUUUUUCUAGUCCUCUGAAUGUCCGCCCAUCUCUGAAAUUUCCUUUUGUUUAUUUUAUGUCACAUCUAGGACAGUUUGAACCCUUUCAGUGCAGUGCCACCCAACAUGGUGACAUCCACUAAGAAUCAAGAGCAUUGCAUGUGAAGGUCACAUUCAUAGACAGACAUAAGUAGUUUUACUAAUACUUGUAGUUUUUAUAAUUUUGAGGUAAAGAUCUAAAUCAGCAAAAAUGUUACCUGAUACUCCAUAUUCUAAAGCGCCUUGUACAUUAAAAAAAGAGAAUUAAAGUUAGAAAAAAAGGCCAUUGGCAGAAUCUCCUGUUCAUCCCAAUUCUGUGUAGAGGUUGUCCCUUUCAAAAGGGCUGACUGGACUGUGGAGGCCACUUUGGAAUUCUGAUCUUUCUUUCUUUCUUUCUUUCUUUCUUUCUUUCUUUCUUUCUUUCUUUCAACUGUCAUACAGUAAAUAACUGAAUCUUAUUAGGACAUAAGAUACAUACAUACUUUUUAUGUUGAUUUGAAUUAACUUUUUUAAUUGUUGAAAUGCUUUUUAAUUUUACAAAGGUUUUAAGUUAAAUGAGCUCUUUAAAUUUAGAAAAAAAUGUACUUUUGGGCUUUUGUAAUUUUGUGUAAGCUGCUAGUGCCAAAAGACGCCAAGCUGUGGUGUUGAUCCAAAACACAAGGAGAUUUCACAUCAAACUUUGCAAAAUGUCAAGAGUGCGAGCAGAGCUGGGAAUCAAGUGUUCAACGGUCAAAUGAAUCUUCUUUUCUUUCUUUGUCUUGGUUUAUUUUUCUAACUGACUUCUAAGCACUGAGCCGUUUUCUUUUUUUCUAGUGUACAUCCCGACUCCUGUGCUACUUGUUGGAUUGUUGAUCCUCAACAGCCUGCAUGUCAGUUCUGCAUGUAUCUGUUGUAAAUCAUUCAUUUCUUGUUGUAUGCAGUCAUGUUGAAGCCUCAUUCAUGUGUAUCUAAUAAAUGUUCUCUCACCAA